CCUUGACGAUUUUGGCCAGAAAAGUGCUCGCAAAAAUUUCCUAAUUUUGUUACUUUUGAGCGUAUACUGGAUUAUUUCGUUCCAAUUUUCUAGCAUAAAACUUUACACUAUAGUGUGGUACACGUCAGUAUGGCGACGGUAAUGCAUGGGAGGCGGAAGGGGACAAAGAAAGCCCAACCCAAACCAGGUCCAUAUGAAACUCUCCCAACAGAAAUCCCAUUAGGGAUGCAGCUGAAAAAUGGCACAGACCUGAGAGAAGUCACUGUUCUUACUGGCAAAGACUGGCAGAGAAUUCAAAACAGUCUGAAUAGAAAUGUUAUAGAAGAACAGAGGAUAGCAAAACUUAGGGAGGAGAGAGAAGCACUGAGACAACGCUCAAAAGAUACAGUGAAAAAUUGGGGCAAUACUAUAGCUGGUCAAAGGCAACGGAAAUUAGAAGCAAGGAAGAUAAGAGAAGAAAAGGAAGAGGAGGAAAGGAAACAAAUAGAUCUAGAAGAGGCAACAUUCCAGUCACAAAAGAGAAAAGAGGCUAUUGAAAAAGCAAAAACACAGCAGUAUUACCAAACAGACAGAGUAAAAGGAUUCCAUGGAGCUCUUAUGUUAACUGAAGUUCUAAAAGAGAGAGAAGCCCAACUGGAACUGAAAGCACUUAAAGAAAAGGCAAAUGAGGGCAAGGAUAAGGCCUGGUUAGAAAAGGCACAGAAAGAUUAUGAAGAAGGUGUCCUUGAAGACCAAAGAAAAGCACAAAUUAGAAUUGAUGCAACAAGAAAAAAUGCAAUGUUCCAGAAAGCACAGGUGAAAGAACAUCUGAAAGAGGGUUGGAGGGACAAAGAUUUAGACAGAGCUGAGGGUGAAGAACUGAAGGCACUGGCUGCUCAAUAUGCUUUAGAGAAGCAACGUCUUGAACAGAUUAGGUUUGAUGAAAGGAAAGGCAUGAUGCAAGAUAACGUCAAGAGGAUUGGAGAUGUACGAAAAAUGAAGGAAAUCCAUAGACUGCAAGAGGAGGAGGAAGAUGAGGAAUGUAGAAUAUUUGCUGCAGCUAAACGGAAAAUGAUGAAAUUGAGAACACAGAAAGAAAAGAUGCUUCACAAUGAAAAACAGGAACGUUUGGAGAGAAUCCGUGAAAAACUUUUUGCCCAACAACAACAGAAGAAGGACGAUGAGGAUGAGCGAAUAAGGAAUGCCUUGGAAGAGAAGGAGAAAGCAAGAAUGGAGGAAGAAGAAAGGAAGAAUGCCAAGUUGAUGAAGGCAAUGAAAGAGAUGGGAGACCACAGAUAUCAACAGAUGAAGGAGAUUGAAGAUAUGAAGGCAGAAGAGAGAGUAAAGGAAAUGGAAAUGCUGAAAAUCAAAAAGGAGGCUGAUAACGUUUUCAGACAAAAUGAAGAGGAGAAACGAAGGCGCAAGCUGGAAGAAGCAAAGGGACUUGCCAAAUUCCAUUUCCAACAAAAUGAUGAGCGACUUGUAAAGGAUGACAAAGCACGGCAGGAGCAACUGGCCCGUGACAAGAGAAAUAUGGAACUAUUGGCCGUGGAGGAGCAGCAAUUCCAAGAAUAUGCCAAACGUGUUAUUGAUCAUUGUGAAAAAGGAGGACGUAAUACAAUCCCUCUUCGUAAGGCUGCCAAGGCUGGAGCAGGGGGUGGUGCGGGACCUGUGUUUGAAGGAAAGGGUGGGGUCAGGCCCAGUUAUAUGGCAUCUGAUCAGUCUGGAGUACAGAUGCCUAAUUAUCAAAGGGACACCACUGAGGAAACUAAGUCAAAUAUUUAUGGUGAAGCUUCACAAAAACGACUAGGAUUUGUAUGGUAGUUCA
Molecule: messenger RNA, 1807 nt
Organism: Owenia fusiformis
Lineage: Eukaryota; Metazoa; Annelida; Polychaeta; Sabellida; Oweniidae
Source: the annotation of a GenBank genome assembly